Molecule: messenger RNA, 2667 nt
Organism: Galdieria sulphuraria
Lineage: Eukaryota; Rhodophyta; Bangiophyceae; Galdieriales; Galdieriaceae
Exons: 1
Coding region: 724-2631 (635 amino acids)
Molecular function (GO): protein binding
Source: RefSeq, a predicted model, not a curated record
UUGUGUUCCAUCUCAAGAAAACUUUUAAUGUUGAGAAAGAGUGGCAUAAGACAAAAGAGUAUCGUAGAAACUGUUUGAUAGUUCAGGUCGUGAAAACGACAUAUUCUCAAGUUGAAGUCGCCUUUUCACGGUUUUUCUAUCAACUAACUUUUUCUCCGAGUGAUCACUGUCCGACGUGAAGUACCCAUCACGGCAGAAAAACAGCACUCGUUACUAUCCUAACACUUUGAAUUAGUGCCAUAGUCGAGAUUGACAAGUAUUUUGAUACGGUUUGAAACCACGUUUUAUUACGAAAUACGACAGAUAUCAAAAUUGUUGUGUGACUCUAAAGAGGACGACGAAAUGCAUUAGGGAAUUGAAGUAUUUUAUUGUAAUGGGUGAUUUCACAUGUCAGUUUGCUUAUAAAAUAUGAAAAUUACGUUAACUGAUUAUAAACAGCUGUCUUAUAACCUAAUUGCAAAUGCAGUGUCGAAAUAACCUCUAAAUAGGAUGGAAGAAGUAUGAAACUUAUGAUUUUUGGGAAUCGAAAGUAACAUACACUUUGUUUUGAAAUAGUCCUUUCUUUAUGUUGCAUUUAUAUAGACCGACUUGUUAGUAGUUGCAAUAAUAUUCCAGAAAAAGAUGCAUUUCCUUUUCAACCAUCCAAGUCUAAAGGACAGUAUUUGAAUACUAUUUCUUAUAUAUCAGGCGUCCUAAAAUAUUCCAUAUUUUGCAAGACACUAGAUGUUAACGCAUUUCUCGCAAGGCAGAAUUUAUCUUUGUAUGCAAAGAUUUCCUAUCGAUGGAAAAAGUCGUUCCACAGCAUUAUUCUCAAUGAUUUCUACUCAUCGAACUGGAAGACCUCCACUGUUAUUUGCAAGUAGACCGGAUUCGGAACUUAAUGAAGAAGAGAAGCGACUAAAGGCUCAAAUAAUUAAAAGGAGAGAAAGACAGAAGAGAGCUUAUAGACGAAAGAAGCUUGGUAGAAAAGUUGAGUCUCAAGCGUCCUCUUUGAAGUUGGACUCCACCACUGACUUAAACUUUGAGUCAACGACUUGCAAUAACGAAAAAGAUAUAACGCUCACUCAUUUUACUAGAAAUAACUUGUCCUUGGUAUAUCCUUCAUUCUCCAGCUUUACUAAUUUUCGAAAACAUCUCGUCGCAGAACUAGAGCAAGGCUUCUCCAACUUAGAUAAGGAUGUUCAAAAUUUUUUAGGAUCCUUGUUGGUCUUUCCCAGUUCUUUUACACUUGAAGCAGCGUUGGUAGUUGGAAAAUUCUUCAGUCCCAACGUCUUGGAAGAUGUAUUACGACAGUUUUUGUGGAAAGGCUUUAUUUAUGUGGAUGAAGAUAUUCGAUUCUUUUUAAAUCCUCUAGUUAAACGUUAUUUAGAAUGGCACUAUUAUAGACCGUUGAAUUCACCUAGAAGAUGGGCUGUUUUGGAAGCCGAAAUAGCUAUUUUUCAAUAUUUUUAUGAACAGAUAAAGGAGCGAGUUCGAGAUCACAAGAUAUAUGUAUCAGGUUUGGAACGCAAAAUGUCGAUGAAGUUUAUCGAUAGAGAACGAGACAAUAUUCUUAUUUGUUUGAAACAUGCACGAAGAAAGAGCAAAGAGUGUUUACAAGACUUCUUAAGCAGUGGCGGCAGUAUUUUUCGUUUUGGUUUGAGAGCAGAGAAACGUCUUCAUUAUUUUGGAGAUGCUUUGGGACUUUGUUGUUCAGAAUUUUUUUGUUGUUCAUCUCAUUCCAAAAUGAACAAUGUAUAUACUAUUCCAAAUGAUUCUUGGAAUAGCGAACAAGAUGCCAUAUUAUUGUAUCAUUUAGCGGAGUCUUAUGCGGACGCUAUGCAAUGGGAAAAGGCAGAAACAUUUGCACGAUACAGCAUUCGUUUACUGGAAGAACUGCAUUUGGAAAUUUCCAGUUAUUCUUACUUUCCACCUUUAUUACUACUUGGUAAUAUAUUAUAUGAAACCGAACGUUUUGAAGAAGCCAAAAUGUCCAUAUUAUCAGCAAUGGAUUCCAUUCGACGUUUUGGUCUUUAUUAUUCGUCUUAUACUGCCAACGCAUUUAUUAUUCUUGUCAAUCUCUUUUUGCAAGAAAAUGACAUUUUUAGUGCUCAACAAACUGCUUCUGAUUUAUUAGAAGUUGUUCGAAAGAUUGGCUUCGAUGAGUUACCAUUAUUUGCAGACACGAUGGGAAUGUUUGGUCUUAUUUCUUAUGCUUCAGGUGAUUUAACAGAAGCAGAAAGGAAUUUACGUUUGGCCUUGGAGUCUUUACGCAGUUGGAGUUGUUCAUAUUUAUGGUUUGAUGUUCCUAUGAAGCAUUGUAUGCAUUUAGAUCUGUGGUUAAUGGAUUCUCUUUCGAUAGUAUUGAAAGCCCAAGGCAAAUAUGAUGAAGCAGAUAAAUAUAAGGAAGGAGUUGAGAUGAUUGCUACCGAAAGAGAUAUUUGUUUGCGAUAUGUUUCAGAUACUUCCAUAUCUCCUCAUAAAUGGACUAUCCAAGACCUUGAGUGUUCUUCAGAGUUGAAUGGAUGGAAUAGUAUUCCUAGUUGGAUAGAGUAUGAAACCAGCGAAGGAUUAUUUUCUAAUGAUGUUUGGAAUACGUUUUAUUCAUUUCCGCCAAGUAUACAACGUGUUUUUAUUAAACAUGUUUGUUGAGAGAAGCAUUUAUGAAAGAAAGGAUGAGCUUCUUCA